This is a messenger RNA of Lachancea fermentati, 711 nucleotides long. NCBI's taxonomy places the organism in Eukaryota, Fungi, Ascomycota, Saccharomycetes, Saccharomycetales, Saccharomycetaceae. The record is from the annotation of a GenBank genome assembly.
AUGGCUGUCAUUGAAAUCACAUCACAAGACCAAUUCACAGAGCUCACAACCACGAAUGCAGGUGGCAAGCUGAUCGCGCUAUAUUUCCAUACUUCAUGGGCCGAGCCAUGCAAAACUAUGAAUGAAGUGUUCAAGGUGCUAAGUGAAGAGCCAGUUAACAAGGAUGUGGCGUUUUUGUCUAUCAACGCCGAUGACCAAGCUGAAAUUUCGGAAUUGUUCGAAGUGUCGGCCGUUCCCUACUUUAUUCUGCUUCAAAAUGGUACAAUUUUGAGAGAAAUAUCAGGCGCAGAUCCCAAAGAGUUUGUUAACGCUUUAAACCAAUACAACGGCGCCGGUUCGUCUGCAGCUGCUUCUGGUGAAGCGGCACAGGCAGCAGAAGAAGAAACGCAGGAAACGGAGGAGGAACUUGCAGAGAGACUAGGAAAGUUGACACAGGCUGCACCUGUGAUGCUAUUUAUGAAGGGUACUCCAUCCGAGCCCAAAUGUGGAUUUUCUAGACAGAUGGUGGGCAUACUAAGGGAGCACCAAGUGAGAUUUGGGUUCUUCGACAUCCUAAAGGACGACUCCGUGAGACAGGGACUCAAAAAGUUCUCCGACUGGCCAACCUUCCCACAACUAUAUAUUAAUGGCGAAUUCCAAGGUGGACUGGAUAUUAUUAAAGAAUCGCUAGAAGAAGACCCAGACUUCUUCCAGCACGCUAUGAAUGCCUAA